Penicillium chermesinum is the source of this 1470-nucleotide messenger RNA. RefSeq names its product RNA-dependent ATPase RRP3 (gene rrp3). Lineage: Eukaryota; Fungi; Ascomycota; Eurotiomycetes; Eurotiales; Aspergillaceae. Gene Ontology annotation, molecular function: RNA helicase activity; nucleic acid binding; ATP binding. The record is from RefSeq and is a predicted model, not a curated record. The transcript is spliced from 15 exons. The coding region runs from base 1 to 1470 and encodes 489 amino acids.
AUGCCUGAUCAAAAGAGGCGAAAGGUCAAGGAAGGCCGCGCCGAACCCCUUGCUUCCUCAGACAGCGAUGCCGGCUCGGUAGCUUCCCAGACUGAAGAUGCGAUUGAUCCACAACCCGAAGAGACGGGCGAAGCUAGCUCGCCCGCGAAGACAUUUAAGGAACUGGGCGUGAUUGAUACCCUUUGCGAAGCUUGCACUACACUUGGAUAUAAAACAGCAACACCCAUCCAAGCACAAGCGAUCCCCGUCGCCUUGUCUGGAAGAGAUUUGAUUGGUCUUGCUGAGACUGGUAGUGGGAAGACGGCAGCAUUUGUGAUCCCAAUUUUACAAGCCUUGAUGGAGAAGCCAAAGCCAUUUUUCGGUCUUAUUCUUGCACCAACCCGAGAAUUGGCAGUCCAGAUUGCUCAGAGCGCGGAGGCUUUGGGAAGCGUCAUUGGUGUUCGAGCUGCCACCCUCGUCGGUGGUGUUGACAUGGUCCCCCAAUCUAUUGCGCUAGGGAAGAAGCCACAUUUGAUCGUUGCAACCCCGGGAAGAUUAAUCGACCACAUGGAAAAUACUAGAGGAUUCAGUCUGAAAUCAUUGAACUACCUGGUCUUGGAUGAAGCGGAUCGCCUACUCGACCUCGAUUUCGGCCCUAUAUUGGAAAAGAUUCUGAAUCAGCUUCCCAAGGAGAGGAGGACCAUGCUGUUCUCAGCGACAAUCUCAUCGAAAGUUGAAAGCUUACAGCGAGCCUCUUUAUCAAAUCCCGUCAAGGUCGCCAUAUCCUCUUCGAGCUAUCAGACUGUGAAACAACUGAAGAGCUACUACAUUUUACAGCCUCACAAGAAGAAGGACGUUUAUUUGCUACUUCUCCUUGUUAAGCUCACAGGCUCUACAUCCAUUAUCUUCUGCCGAACAGUUCAUGAAACGCAACGAAUCGCGUUCUUCCUGCGGGCCUUAGGACUCUCGGCAAUUCCUCUCCAUGGUCAGAUGUCGCAGAGCUCUCGUUUGGCAUCAUUGGGUCGCUUCCGAUCGAAGUCUCGCGACAUCCUCGUUGCAACAGACGUCGCAGCACGUGGUUUAGAUAUUCCUAGCGUCGACUGUGUGAUCAACUACGAUCUUCCAGGUGAUUCCAAGACAUAUAUUCACAGAGUUGGACGCACUGCGCGAGCAGGAAAGUCUGGUCUCGCCAUAUCAUUUGUCACCCAAUAUGUAUGCUUUCCCUUCAUAACGCUCCGGGAGAUAGCUAAACUAACAAUGCACAAGGAUGUGGAGCUAUGGCAACGCAUAGAGAACGCUUUGGGCAAGCAGCUCCCGGAAUACGAGGUCACCAAGGACGAAGCUAUGGUCCUUGAAGAAAGAGUCUCAGAGGCUCAGCGCGAGGCCAUCCUUCAAAUGAAGGAUUAUGAUGAGAAGAAGGGCAAUAAGCCAGGCAAAAAGUUCGGUAAGGGUAAGAGGUCUCGUGACGAGAUGGAUCGGGAGCAGGGCUAG